Molecule: messenger RNA, 2653 nt
Organism: Eriocheir sinensis (Chinese mitten crab)
Lineage: Eukaryota; Metazoa; Arthropoda; Malacostraca; Decapoda; Varunidae
Product: delta-aminolevulinic acid dehydratase-like
Exons: 10
Coding region: 278-1822 (514 amino acids)
Biological process (GO): heme biosynthetic process
Cellular component (GO): cytosol
Molecular function (GO): zinc ion binding; porphobilinogen synthase activity
Source: RefSeq, a predicted model, not a curated record
UGAACUUACCUGGACUGAUCAUCGGCAUCAUCGGCGCCGCCUUUAGUACCAUCGUACCAAAAAAUCAACAGUACACAAGUUUUGGACAAUACGAGAAAAAAAAGAAUGAAAGAAAAAGGAAAACAAUAGACGCAGACAGUAGAGACACAUCAGGGAGUGCCGUUACAAAGGCAAAACUCCCGACCGACUACUACUAUUACCAGAGUUUGGAAGCUCUUUGGAUGGUUGUGGCUCCUUAUUUCUUUAUGUGUUGGACACUCGCCUACAGGCUGGAGACAUGAUAGAAGUUGAGAAAGUUGAGAGAGAGGCCGCCUCUGAUGGAUGUGAGGAUGGUAAUGUAAAAAUCGUAAUAACAUCGAAAAAGAGAAUUAAAUAUGAACAUAAGUUUCAAAUGAAGUGGCUGCAGGAUAGCAGAUUUUCUUCCUGGAUACGUAGAAGUCCGAACUCAGAAAAUAAAGCAUACUGUAAUGCAUGCAACUGUGAGGUAGCAGGCAGCGUAACGCUUCUGGAGAGACACAGCAGCACCAGCAAACACCUCAAGAAUAUGCAGGGCGGGGACCCUCACAAGAAGGCCGCAGCAUUCGUCUGGCCGUCCACGCGUCGAGGCAGGAAGGACAGUUCGGUACGAUGUGUUCCCUCUUGGUACUCUUUCUGGCACACCGGCACGGCCUCUUGUGACGUGUCAGCACCUGAUGUUUUGAGGACGUGUCAAUAUUUAUUUGAAGGCAGCACUGCAAGUAUGGCAUCUUAUGAACCUCCUCCCAAGCGAGUCCUUCACAGUGGUUACUUCAAUCCUACCUUACGGCGGUGGCAAUCCUCUAACACAGAGAUUCACCCAUGGAACUUGAUGUACCCUAUCUUUAUUGUUGAUGAGCCAGAUGCUGUGCAACCAAUUGCUAGCUUGCCUGGGGUGAACCGCUAUGGAGUAAAUAAGCUUGCUGAUGCCUUGAGACCACUGGUGCAGGAUGGUCUCAGCUCUGUGCUGCUGUUUGGAGUGCCAUCCAACAUGCCGAAAGAUGAAAAUGGGAUAAGUGCAGACACACCUGACACUCCUGUCAUAUUGGCUGUUGAGCUGCUGCGUGAAGUAUUUCCAGAUCUCAUCGUUGCUUGUGAUGUAUGUCUGUGUGCAUAUACUGACCAUGGCCACUGUGGCAUCUUGAAUGAGGAUGGGACCAUAGACAACUCCAGCAGCAUCAAGCGCCUCGCCCAGCAAGCCACAGCCUACGCUAAAGCUGGUGCUCACAUUGUUGCUCCUUCUGACAUGAUGGAUGGCAGGAUUGGUGCUAUUAAAGCAGAGCUGAAAGAAGCAGGUCUGGCCAAUCAAGUGACAGUCCUUUCUUAUGCUGUAAAGUUUGCGUCUUCCUUCUAUGGACCAUUCAGAGAAGCUGCUAAAUCUGCUCCAGCCUUUGGUGAUCGCCGAUGCUACCAGCUGCCCCCAGGAGCUUCAGGGUUGGCUGCCAGAGCUGCUGAGCGUGAUGUGGAAGAGGGAGCUGAUAUGCUGAUGGUGAAACCAGGCAUAUCCUACCUUGAUAUUGUGAGGCAGACUAAAGACAAAUACCCUCAGCACCCACUCUUUAUCUACCAGGUUUCUGGGGAAUAUGCCAUGUUAUACCAUGGGAGCCAAGCUGGGGCCUUCAAUCUGAGAACAACACUUAUGGAGGUUCUCACCAGCAUGCGCCGUGCAGUGACUACCGCUACCACAGUACCGCACACCGCGUACCGCGCUAGGAAAAAAAAUGGGACUGCACUACCGCAACUGCACUACUCCGGAAAAAGUACCACACUACUGAUUUUUCAGUACCAUGCCCACCUCUGCCAUUAAGUGCUGAUGUUAUAAUUUCUUACUACACACCUAUAAUCUUGGAGUGGCUCCAGGAAGAGAGAAACAGUGCUUCAUAGAACUAUUUUUACAAGGUACAAUCUAAAUUUUGGAGGCAGCUGCAGUAUCCUCAACAAAGACUUUUAUUGUCAAGGGGUUAAUUUCAAUAGCUGAAAUAAUAAUGCAUGAACUUCCCUAUUGUAUCUAUGAAGGAGCUUAUAAGUAUGGAUAUGCAAAGAUUUUCAUGGAAUGGGUUUUUUCUGCUUUUUGCUAUAAAAGGGAAGUCCUGUAGUUCUUUUGGUGUAGAUAAUGAUUAACAUUCAGAUUCAGUAUUUGGAAAGUCUUAAUGAUUUAUAUUAAUAUUUUUACUAGUUUUUUAUAUGAGUAAUUAGUUUUGUUACUGCAGAGGAGUGUGUGUGGUGGAGGUGCAUGCAAGGGACAUAAUAGUUCAAAGUACUAGUACUAGAGUUACAUUUUUUGUAAUGAUUACAUAUGUUAUUUAUUGUAAUAUUUGCACUAUUUAUACUGUGAUGUUUAUUCAAGCAAUAUUCUGGCAUAGUCUUGUUUGUAAUAAAAUAAUAUCAAAUGUGUAAAUUUUUUCUGCAGGGUUUGCAGAAUUGUCAUAAUUGGUUUCAAUUUUUCAUGAUCUCUGCAACAAAUUUAGUAAGUACAACUACUGAGAUGCUGUGCAAUUCAUGUAAUUUUACACAGACAUGCUUCAUUGUGAUACAUUUCGGUUCAUUAAGGUUAUGAGAUAAAACCUUAAAGCAUUUCAUGUAAAACAUUUUUUAAUCAUUGCAAAAUGAUGAAAAUUAAUAAAAUAUUAAACCACAA